AUGACAGGAAGUUGGAAAACUGAGUCUGCCAUCUCUGAUGCCUGUCUGAUGGAGUCUGUGUCUUGGCAAAUACCCCUGCUGGAAGAGGAGCCCCAUACAGCAAGUGAGUCUCCAUCUACACCCUCACCUCACCCACCCAAGUACUGGACAGAUGCUUCAACUACACUGCAGCAGGUGGGGCCCCAACCGCCAGGGCUCCGGAGCAACUGCCCCAUUUGCCCCAUUGUUAGGCUCAGUGUAAAGGAGUGUGAAUAUCUGUAUAUGAUAAACCAAAAUCUCCUGUUUCUCAAAUGUCUUGUCCUUUCCGUUUCAGUCUGUGGAAACAGACCCCUAGUGCAGGAUUUCCGUGGCUCCCGCGUGGUUGGGGGAAAGGAUGCGGAGCCCGGUAACUGGCCCUGGACAGUGAGUAUCCAGGAGGAAAUCGACAAAGAGUAUUUUCAUUUAUGCGGAGGUGUCGUCCUGAAUCCUUCAUGGGUUCUGACAGCUGCCCAUUGUUUUAAGGAUAUCGGCAAUGAAUAUUUUUCCUGGAGACUUGUGUUUGGCGCCAACCAACUAUCACAGAUGGGGACAAAGGUUCAGAUCCGUACCAUAACAGAAAAGAUUCAGCAUGAGAAAUAUGAUCCUGAAACGGAGAGCAACGACAUUGCUUUGCUUAAGCUGAACAAGCCCAUCAUAUUUGACGACUACACUCAGCCAGCGUGUCUCCCUGCCAAACAGGCGAUUCUGAGUAAAAUGGAAGACUGCUACAUCGCAGGCUGGGGUGUCAUUGAGGAAGGAUCUACUGAAGCAUCAGACAUCCUCCAGGAAGCUCCUGUGAACCUGAUUCCAGUGGAACGCUGCAACAGCCCAACCUGGUAUAACGGAGCUUUGGGUAACUACAACCUCUGUGCUGGAUAUGAACAGGGAGGCAUCGAUAGCUGCCAGGGUGACAGUGGUGGACCGUUGAUGUGCAAAAGACACAAAACUAAGUUUUACACUGUGGUUGGCAUAACCAGCUGGGGCUCCGGCUGUGGCCAGAAGCAAAACCCUGGCAUCUACACCUCGACCCAGUUCUACCUCGAGUGGAUCUUUAAACACCUCAACGACGAGAAGAAACCUGCAUCAAAAUCUCUGAAGAUGAAGGCCGCUAAAAAAAUCUGGCCAAAAUUAGCCGAAAAACUCGGCAAAGCUGGCAAGAAGACCAAUUAAUUUUAGGGUGCUCCAGAAAUAGAAGAAUCCAUCAAAUCUGGGCCAUCUCCUCUACAAGAGAGAAUAACAUGUCAGCGAUGAGUAGACUUGAUUGUGUUA
Spea bombifrons (plains spadefoot toad) is the source of this 1287-nucleotide messenger RNA. RefSeq names its product acrosin-like. Bases 1 to 1188 code for a protein of 395 amino acids. The transcript has 5 exons. Gene Ontology annotation, biological process: acrosome reaction; proteolysis. NCBI's taxonomy places the organism in Eukaryota, Metazoa, Chordata, Amphibia, Anura, Pelobatidae. Gene Ontology annotation, molecular function: serine-type endopeptidase activity. The record is from RefSeq and is a predicted model, not a curated record.